This is a messenger RNA of Alligator sinensis (Chinese alligator), 2711 nucleotides long. It is a transcript of the gene ACTBL2, whose product is annotated as actin, beta like 2. NCBI's taxonomy places the organism in Eukaryota, Metazoa, Chordata, Crocodylia, Alligatoridae. The coding region runs from base 65 to 1195 and encodes 376 amino acids. The transcript has a single exon. The record is from RefSeq and is a predicted model, not a curated record.
AGCAUAUAUAAAAGUUAUUUCCCCUAGCAGUGACUGGCUUGCUCUAUCUAUCCUGAUAAUACCAAUGGCUGAUGAAUUGAUUGCCUCUCUGAUUAUAGACAAUGGCUCAGGUAUGUGCAAGGCUGGUUUUGCUGGAGAUGAUAUUCCCCGUGCUGUAUUUCCCUCCAUUGUGGGACACCCCAGGCACCAGGGUGUUUUGGUGGGGGUGGGCCAGAAGGAUAGCUAUGUUGGAAAUGAAGCCCAGAGCAAAUGGGAUAUUCUUACCCUGAAUUACCCCAUUGAGCAUGGUAUCAUCACUAACUGGGAUGACAUGGAGAAGAUUUGGCACCACACCUUCUACAAUGAGCUGCGGGUGGCUCCUGAGGAGCACCCAGUGUUGCUCAGCGAAGCCCCCCUCAACCCUAAAGCCAACCGAGAGAUGAUGACUCAGAUCAUGUUUGAGACCUUCAGUGUGCCAGCCACAUAUGUUGCCAUUCAAGCUGUGCUAUCCCUUUAUACUUCCGGCUGUACUACAGGCACUGUGAUAGACUCUGGAGAUGGGGUUACCCAUUCAGUACCCAUCUUUGAAGGCUAUGCCAUGCCCCAUGCUAUCCUUCGGAUGAACCUUGCUGGCCGGGAUUUAACUGACUAUCUCAUGAAAAUCCUGACUGAGAGGGGCUACAGCUUCAUCACUACAGCUGAGCAAGAGAUUGUGCGUGAUAUCAAGGAGAAGUUGUGCUAUGUUGCCCUGGACUUUGACCAGGAAAUGUCCACCACUGCUGCCUCCACUUCAUUGGAAAAAAGCUAUGAACUACCUGAUGGGCAAGUGAUUACCCUAGGCAAUGAGCGGUUCAGAUGCCCUGAGGCCCUCUUCCAGCCAUCUUUCCUGGGUGUGGAGUCCUGUGGAAUCCAUGAGACUAACUUCAACUCUGUUAUGAAAUGUGAUGUGGACAUCCAAAAAGACUUGUAUGCCAACACUGUGCUGUCUGGGGGCACCACCAUGUAUCCAGGUAUUAUUGACAGGAUGUACAGGGAGAUUGUUACCUUGGCACCAAGAACCAUGACAAUCAAGAUCAUCGCCCCUCCAGAACGUAAAUAUUCUGUCUGGGUUGGUGGCUCUACCCUGGCCUCUCUUUCCACUUUCCAACAGAUGUGGAUUAGCAAACUGGAGUAUGAUGAAUCUGGGCCAUGUGUCGUUCACCGCAAGUGCUUCUAGUGGGACUUUCCAGCAGAUUAUUACUGGAAAAUGAAUCUACUGCAUAACCAUUUAAUGCUUCCUUGACAGAGAUAGUAGGAGAUCUGUAGCCAGACUCCUUACCUUUCCUAUUGUGUAGUGACUGUCUUCCUUAUCUUUAAUGUGGGAACAAUCUCCUUUGACAAGAUUAGAUGGAUGAUGACAAGGAAAUAAGCCUUAAUCUCCUAGCAUGAUAAUUGCUCUCACUUUGUACUGGAAUAUUGGCUUUUGAGGCUGACGGAUACCUAGUAUCUUGCUUAUCUGAGGCUGAUGCCAUAGACUUCAUGAAAAGACUGGCUAUGGACCUGGUAAAUUUUCCUUCAAGCUGUCUACUGGACAGUGUGAAAGGGAAUACUUAAAAAUCACUUCCCUUAGUCCCUAAACGCCAAUGUAAACUAGGUCUCUGGGAAAUUUAAUUCCCUUGCAGUCUCACUCGUAACAAAAAGAGCUCAACUAGGCUGCUGAGAAGUGCGGGGGGAGGGGUGUUUAAUAAGCAUGCUAGCAUUUUGGUCAGACUGCAAAGACCAGUUAUUCCCCUGUUGCUAGUGUAUGUGGAAGCCAAUCUCUUUAAUGCUACAAGGCUUGUUCCAUCUUGAUGAGCUAGUAAUAUAACAGAUCAUGAAUUUCGUACAGGUUUGCGGGGGGGGGGGUUUGGUUUGGUUUUGUUUGGGGGUUUUUUUGGUUUUUCCCACAAGCUUUUCUAUUCAAUGAACGUGGAUGAUGUUGACUAAAUCUCUUACCAACACUUUUCAAAUAUAGUGCCCUUUCAGGUAGGACUCGCUAAUGAUGUUAAAGCGUAGCUCUAGUGAAGUACAAAGAGGCAUGUGGUAUGUGCGUAUGUGAGACGGUGAGGAGUUCUGCUAUGUUUUUGUUUUAUUUAUGGUAACUCUCGGUGUUUAUUUAAGGACUCCCAGACAAUCGCCACAUCAUACUGGCUUGAUCUACUUAACGACUAGUAUAUCUCCAUCAUAGAAGCCCCUCUUUAAACAAUCAAAGAAUCGACAUUUAUGUUGAGUUCUGCUCUCCCUAUUAAUGGCAAUUUUGGAUAUAAUACAACACAGACUAACUUUUUUUUAAUUGCAAGAAACCUAACAUGUCCUUUUAUCACUGAAAUUAAAAAUUCUGAAUAAACAGAAAGCAUUCUACUCUUUCUGAAUAUCUAAUCUCUAGCCACAUUCCCUUUACCUCACUAGCUGGUUCCUGGUCCCUUUACCCUCAAUUCCCCACAAGAGUAAUACUGACAAAUGGGAGAAAUACACUCCCUAACUCCGUCUUCUGUUCACACAAGUAAGUAUGAAAGAAGGCCACCUGCCAUGAGUAACCAAUGUACUAUCCUUAUAGUGAUCUCAACUACAAUUUUUCUUUUACCUGCACAUCUAGCUAUGCUGAACAGAAUACACUUAUGGAAAAAACUAUACUAUGCAAACAACUAUAUCCUGAUGUAUACUCUUUCUAUUGCACAAUGAAUUGGUAUAGAGAGAACCAAGCAUGUUCAAAA